This is a messenger RNA of Beta vulgaris subsp. vulgaris (sugar beet), 1360 nucleotides long. RefSeq lists its product as uncharacterized. The record is from RefSeq and is a predicted model, not a curated record. Lineage: Eukaryota; Viridiplantae; Streptophyta; Magnoliopsida; Caryophyllales; Amaranthaceae. The coding region runs from base 148 to 1056 and encodes 302 amino acids. The transcript has 6 exons. Gene Ontology annotation, biological process: snRNA export from nucleus.
CAUAGGUAUAACUAUAAGCGUAUAGCAGUAUUAUAGUUAUACAACACUCUCAGGCCUCACGGUGAACCUCUCAUACGCAAAUUCGUCACUCAUUCGCAAAUUCGUCACUCAUACACAAAUUCCAAAGCUCGAAUUGCAGGCUCUAUCAUGGACUUUGGGGAGAGCAUAUUAGAUUCUCUGGAUGAAGAGUUGAGCUGUGGAGAUGGUGAAGAUGUGGAGAUGAUGGAAGUAGAAGACGGAGAAGUCGUGGACAGGCAUAUUGUCUUGGAAAUUACUGACAAGAAUGACAAGGAAAUGAAGACAGAUUUGCAAAAUGGUAAUCCACAACCUGCAAAGAAUAUGAACAAUAAGAAGAGAAGAAAGAAGAAGAAUAAGAGAAAGAAAGGCAUACCUAUAUCAGAUGAUGUUGUUGACAUGGACAGGUUUGUCAUGGGUGUUUGCAAGCAGUUAAGAGAGCAAAAGUCAUAUCUGGUCUAUACCGCUGUUGGUAUUCUGGGAGUAUCUGCUAUAAAGGAUCUUGUAAAAGAGGUACAUGCUGUUCAAGCUUGUGGAGGUCAGAAGACUUCUUUAGGUGAUCGAUGUAGAACAGGUGGAGGCGUAUUAUGGAAUAUACUUAAAGCACGGGACCCCAAUGCCUAUAAAGAGAUAAUGAAGAAAGGAAGGGAGUUUGAGAAAGCAUUCAGGCGAGCAAGUAUGCAACCGCUUGGUGCUUCAGGUGCAAUUACUAGUAAGCAUACCGCUAGCACUUCAAAUGAUGUUGAGAUAAAAACUCCAGCACCAGAACAAUCAGCACAGCCCAGCACUGAAGUAGAGAAACGAACCUCUGUACAUGAUAGGAUUAGAGUGCCUGUGACUUACGAUGAUCUGCCUGGAGAGGAACCAGUUGAGGUGUUCAAAAAUACAACUGCUAAGAUUUCAAAAAAAGGUAGAUGCAAGUACAAUCAGCUACAAUAUGUAAAGAAAGUGUUGGUAACCAACUGUGGGAGUUUCCGAAAGACUUCACCAGGGAUAAUUUUGGUGCUCAAUAUCUGGUGUGUUCUACUGUUCUGUUUGUAACUUGUGUGUACGUAAAUAUAUGUUGCUCGUGGAGACGAUGAUAUUCGUUCCACGUUUCAACGUGGACAUUUUGGUGAGAAACCAUUAAUCAGCCAUUGCAGCUUCAGAAUAAGGACAUACGACGCUGGUUCCGAUAGAUGAUAGUUGUGUUGUACGAGUACAAAGUACAAAUGAGUUGUUGAAGGGCCUUGUUAACUUCAUAUGAUCUUUACUCACUCGAGAUUAUUUUUACUAGUUAAAAUGAUCUUUACAUAAAAUUUAGUUUUACAUAAUGAUACUUUUGGCAAUUAAAACUUUCUGCCGA